Fimicolochytrium jonesii is the source of this 2304-nucleotide messenger RNA. RefSeq lists its product as uncharacterized. Bases 1 to 2304 code for a protein of 767 amino acids. The record is from RefSeq and is a predicted model, not a curated record. Lineage: Eukaryota; Fungi; Chytridiomycota; Chytridiomycetes; Spizellomycetales; Powellomycetaceae. The transcript has a single exon.
AUGGAUCAAGGUAUGCCUCGGUGGCCUGCCAAAGACUACCGGGCGUCCAUACAUGGUGAUGGGGGUGCUACUCCAGGUCGGGGGCAGAACAGUGGUGCCACAACGAAUGCAAAUGGCAAGCAAAUCCUCUCCCGUGGCCCCAGUAAUGGAGCAACGUUCUCUACCCUCGGAACGAAAGACAUAGUUCUCGGACCUGGCGGCGGAAUGGGACAGCCGAGGCCACAAUCCACUGGGAGCUUGGCCUCAUCGGGAGCUAAUGGCUUGGGCCCGGCUCCCGCGGCUGGCUCCUUGCUUUCCGGCAACUCUCCUCACAUAGGAAGACGUAGCGAUAAACGGGAUCGGGAAAGAAGCGUCUCGCAAAAUAAACCGAACGCUCCUGCAUCCGCCUGGCGCAGCAAUCCCUCUAUGUCGAUGUCUACGCCGAACUUGGCUGCUCUAUCGCCCGCGAGCAGACAGCAACCGUGGCCUCAGUUGAAUUCCGCGACAUUGGGAGCAUUCUCGAAACCGCCGGUAGCGGCCGCUCCGAUCGAAAGCCAAUCGCGCCCAACACCGCCCCCUCCUGAACCUACUCAGCAGCAGCAGAGGCGACAAGCAGCUCCGCGUGGGUUUGAGAACGCAUUUCCUUCUCUCGGAAACGGUGCGAACGCAGGGAGACCUACUGGACCGGCACCGGUCGAAGCAAAAGGGCCUACAGGAAAAGUCUGGGGAAAACCCGACCUUGUGUCUUCCAUCGUUGCUGCUCAGCCACCACAAAAUAACGGAAACAGACCCGAGAUGGAGGCAGAUACCGCUGCAGACGAUGAGGAGGCGGCAGAAAUUGCUCGUCUGAAGGCACUGAUCCCGAGGUUGGACAAGCCAAAGUCCUACGGAAAGAACAGCUCGUCGAUGCGUGAACGAAGCAAAUCGUUAUCGGCCUCCAAGAGCCUUUUACCCCCUGCGCCGAGUCGCUCUGCCACAUUCACCAAAGCCGCAGGAGCGAACCCCCGGCCCUCUGUUCUGUCGUCCAAAGCCUUCACGAAUCAGAGUGGCAAAGCGACCAAACCUGUGAUGAUCGCCAACCGACCAAAGCUCCGUAGCACUCUGAAAGCAUCGCCAAGAAUGCCGAAUGGCUUCGACGAGGGGAAAACUGAAGUGGUGAUACCUGACGCGAAAGGCGAUGGAAAUACCGAAAACUCGCCACAAUCUGCAGCCUCUGAUGCAAAUGAUUUGGUAGAGACCAUUGAUAUCUCGUGCGAAGACCCUGAGAGUCACUCGACCGACGCGGAAGGCUCGGAAGGCGACAGCGAAGCGUCGGGGUCCCAUCCAAGCACUACAAAUGCGGUUGUCACCCCGUCGCCGACCAUUGAAGUGCAUGAGGACGACGAAAACUUGUUCCAGCUGGACGGCACCGACACGCUGCCUGCCGCUGUUACGGAGCCUGUGCUUCGUUCAUCCGCUUCGUCUCACAGUAUCGCCAGCAGCAUUCGAUCGUCCACACUCGAUGCUGUGCCUCCAGAAGACUCCGGCCGUGACUUCACCAGCUCGCCAAUGGUUUUCCCUUCCGCUUCGGUCCCCAAGGUCGAAACGAAAGAUUUACUGAACCUGAACGAAGACGACAUCCUCGGCGAGAUUCUUCGCGACACGACCGCGACCCUGUCUCCUUCAGGCAUCAUCCCCAGCACAAGCCCGAUCUCCACCUCAGGAGCCAGACGUCCCAGCCCGGACCCGUAUAAGCAAGCCUUCCAGUACUCGGCAUCUCUCGAACGCGAAGAAGCCUUCCUGCGCUCCCUUGGAUGGAACAAGGCCGCCUACUACGACUCAGACGUGGAUGAGAAGGAGUUUGAAAUCACACAAGAAGAGAAAGAGGAGUUCUUCAGAGGCUAUCAUGCUCGCCUUGCCGAUUCAACCAGCCCGGGGGUCGGCGAGCAGCAGUUGCUCCCUUCUUUAAACGGCCACCAGAACAACAACCAGCAGCAGCAGCAGCGGGCGGGUGGUGAUUCGCUAUACCGGAUGGACGACCUGUUUGCGGGCAGCUCGUACCACUACCCACCAUCAUUUACACACAGCACCACCCACCCGUUCACGACCGCCCAGCACGCGCACCAUCACACCCACGCCGCUGGGAUUCCCAACGGAAUCGACACCCACGGCGCGUAUUUCCCCAACGGUGACGCUACUAACAGUUACCCCGCUCCGCCCGCAUCAACAUCAGAAACCUUUGAUUUCGCACGCCAGUUCCAGUCCGCCGUCGGCUACCACCAUCACAGCCAUGCGCCGAAUGGUACUCCUGCUACCACCCAGCACCAGCGGUUCACGGCAUUUUGA